CACGCAGUUGCAGUGCUACUCAUUACUCAACUUGCAAAUGCAGGGCGGGAGGAGCAUGAGCGCAGUGGAGGCCGCCAAGGAGGCGGCAACGAACGUGGGUGCCUCGGCCUGGGCCAGCAAGGAGAAGACCAAGGCCGUCGUGCAGGAGAAGGCGGCCAAGGCGAGGGCGCACGACCCUGCCGAGAAGGCGGUGGCGGAAGCCAGGAUGCAGGAGCGUGUCCACGAGGUGGAGGCCAUCAAGCAGGACGCCAUGCGCAAGAACGCCACCGCCAAGGAGCGCGCCACCGCGGCAGAGCACCACCCGACGCCACUCGACGUAGGGGCCGCCUCAGCGACGGCGCCUGCUGCCGGUGCAGGUGUGCCGGUUGCUACGACCGAGACGGGCGUAGCAGCGAAACCGCCCGGAGGCACGUGACGCUGCCUUCCACGGAAUCGACGGUGUCCCACCGCCAACCGGCACGCCCGAUGGCCACUACAUAUGAAGCGAACAAAGAAUAUCGCAAAGUUCUUGUUUGGCUGUGGAGCUUGUCAAAUAUCAGGCUACGUUAUUUUACAUAUAUGUAACCUUUGUGUGUGUACUAGCUGGUGUCCGUACUUUACAAGAUAACUUAUAUAUAAAUAUAUUUUAUACUGAAAAGGUUUUCUAAUUUAUUUGUGAU
Messenger RNA from Zea mays, 659 nucleotides. RefSeq names its product 11 kDa late embryogenesis abundant protein. Gene Ontology annotation, biological process: embryo development ending in seed dormancy. The record is from RefSeq and is a predicted model, not a curated record. The transcript has a single exon. The coding region runs from base 38 to 415 and encodes 125 amino acids. NCBI's taxonomy places the organism in Eukaryota, Viridiplantae, Streptophyta, Magnoliopsida, Poales, Poaceae.